CACGUGUAGGGAAUCCGUAUUCCCUGCUGUAGCGACUCUGUUUCGUGACACCCUUUUAUCUGCCUCCAGUUGUUACAGUUUGCUCUCACGGCUUAUUUAUUUAGGUGUCCCAAACCCUUCACCGAAGAAUGAGCGACAACGACGAUAUUGAAGUCGACAGCGAUGCAGACAAGCGAGCACAUCACAACGCGCUGGAACGCAAACGCAGGGACCACAUUAAAGACAGCUUUCACAGUUUACGAGAUUCUGUGCCUGCACUGCAAGGGGAAAAGAAUUCUGUCAAACAGGCUUCCCGAGCACAGAUUCUAGAUAAAGCCACAGAGUAUAUCCAGUAUAUGAGGCGAAAAAACCACACCCACCAGCAAGACAUUGACGACCUAAAGAAGCAGAAUGCACUGCUGGAGCAGCAGGUUCGUGCACUGGAGAAAGCCAAGGGGAACACUCAGCUCCAAGCCAACUACUCCUCUGACAGCAGCUUGUACACCAACCGCAAGGGAAGCACAGUCUCUGCCUUUGACGGUGGCUCUGACUCCAGCUCCGAAUCAGAGCCAGAAGAGUUACCCAAUAGAAAGAAGCUGCGCGUGGAGCCGAGCUAGACUCGGCUUCCCCCAACACUCCCACCAGAGACUUUUCUUUUGUCCACCAGCUCCCCCUCCUCCUACCUGUCCACACUCAAUCCAGCCUUUUUAAGACAGGCAAGGAUUUGAAGAGGAGACCAUGUGAGAGAGGUGCAGUUACAUAUUAAAAGCUUCUACCUUUCUCUCUCCUGGCCAACAUCCCGUCACUUAUUUGUGGCUCAGCAACAACUCUCAAGACCCCUGAAGUGAGGCAGCUCUGCAGUUUUGAAGGACUUAAUGCUUUUAGAAACCUCAUAAUAACUGUUCAUAAUCAAAUGUGGAGUCAAGGUGCAAAGCUUUAGUAAAGCAACAGCAAAUGCCCUUUUUUCUAUUUUGUUUUGGACAACGUCUUCAAACCUGGUUGGAACAGUUUUGAGACUUGCAGUUUUAUGAGAAAUUGUCCGUAGGAAUAGCUUAUCUUUUUGAUAUUUGUACUUUUCCAGAAGAGAAUGUGAAUUUGCUUUGGAAAAAAACAUUAUUUCAUGCAAGAUGCACCCCCCUCCUGAAUCAGUGCAGAUGACUGGUUUGUCGUCUCUUAAAUGUUUCAACAAACGAAUUCCUAUAUUUAAAUCAAUAUGAAAGUUGUUUAUCCUUUUUUUUUUUGUCGUUUUGCUGAAGAAUUUUCUACUGAUUCAUGUGAGUGGACAGUUGUAUUUCUCAGCAGGUUCAGCUAUUUGUCUUCAGCUAUUUCCUUUAUUCUCCAAAUACAAUGUGGGUUUAAGAAUAAAAAUCCCCAAGUAGAUACUGAAUGUUAUGUAAUGCAGUCAAAAGGCAGUGACCUUUUUUUUUUUUAUUGGAAGAAGUCUAUAUCAGUGUGUAGUACUUAACACUGUAUACUCUUUAUUGUUGUCAAUUCUGCAAAGAAAAAAACCUUCCCUGAAAUGUUUGCCCGUGUUGGGAAUGUUUGGUUGAUGUUUUUUUCUUCAGUUCCUUUUUUUUUUUUUUUUUUUUGCAGAGGCAAAUUAGUGUGUACGAAAUUUAUUUGUUUAUUCCAUUCCAUGGAAAUUACAGGUAUGUUGUACAUACUGCCAACAAUUGUCUUGCAAGUUGAGGCGUACCUUUACUAUGAGACUAUAAAUAAAACUAUU
Messenger RNA from Lampris incognitus (smalleye Pacific opah), 1705 nucleotides. Its product is annotated as protein max-like. The transcript is spliced from 4 exons. The record is from RefSeq and is a predicted model, not a curated record. Gene Ontology annotation, biological process: positive regulation of transcription by RNA polymerase II. Gene Ontology annotation, molecular function: protein dimerization activity; DNA-binding transcription factor activity. Bases 129 to 596 code for a protein of 155 amino acids. Gene Ontology annotation, cellular component: RNA polymerase II transcription regulator complex. NCBI's taxonomy places the organism in Eukaryota, Metazoa, Chordata, Actinopteri, Lampriformes, Lampridae.